AUGGCAGCGCUUCCACCGUCCGCGGAUGUUUUUCACUUGGAGCGCCGCCGCCUCGAAGAAGCGGCCGCGGAUCUCCGCAGUUUGUUGGCGGAGAAAAACGAACAGCUCUCCGAGCAAUGCGCCAAGUGUGCGCACGAAGAAGAGAAACUCCUGCGCUCGAAGUAUCUGGCUGAGUUUGAAGAGAUCUCACUACAGAAAGAUGCCUUGAAAGCAAAGCUGGAGAAGAACACCAGCGAUUUGGAACAUCAGGAGAUGGACUUGAACCGUGCAGAAGAGCGCAAAAAAGCGGUGGAAGAAUACCAGAGCCAUCUAAGGUUGACAGAAGGUACUAAGAAUGAUCUCGUAGCCCGUAUUAGUCAGUUGAAGGCAAAGCAGCGCGGUGCUACAGAGAGUUUGAAGUCUCAAAUGUGUCAUGUCUUGGAGGCUCAUCAGAAAGAGGAGGCAAAACUUUCGCAGAAACUCCGUGGGCAAGAGGAAGCCCUUGCACGGAAUGAGGCAUGUGCUACAGCCGAUGUAUUGCAAGGUAUGACUCCUCAAGAGAGUUUAGCCGCAGACCUCAAGCAUCAGCUUUCUGCAAGUCAAGAGAAAGUCGCAACUUUGGAAGCAUCAGUUGAGUCCAUGCAAGCUCUGAGUUUUCAAAAGGAGAUGAGAGUGGAGGAAAUGAUUGAGGCUUGUGACACUGCAUUGAAACAAAAGGCCUUGCAAAGAGACAUUGCAGAGAAGGAAGCCACGGAGCUCCAAAAGGGAGAGCAGAGUGUGAAGGCGGCGACUUUAGAGAUUGAGCGCCUACAAGAAGCCAAUGCCCUCGCGAAAGACUUACAAGAAAAGCUACACACAUCAGGCCUGGUUGUAACGGACAUGAGAGCUGCAGUUUGUCAGGACAAGGCACCGGAGGAAGAGUGGAUUUCAGAGAAGAUGAGGCUCCAGGUUGAAAUUCGGAAGUUGGACGAGGUCUGUUUUGGGAUGUAUUUGUCGGACCUGGCGGAAUUUCUUGCACUGCAGCUGCAAUUUAUGACGACAGCUGGAGAGAUUUCGAAUGCUUUGUCUGACUGCGAGAUGCAAGCCAAGGAGCAGAGUUUGCAGGUUGAGACAAGUCGAGGGCCGUAUCAACUCGCGUUCAAACUGUCUGACAACCCACUGGUGAGGAAUUGCGCAUGCGGAUUUCGCAGCCGGGAACUCAAUCAUUUGGCUCGCCCUGAUUUGGGGCAACUCCAGUCGGUCUUUGAUGCGAAGGGAAGGCGACUGCGAAUGCUGUCCAGCCUCGUUCAG
Cladocopium goreaui is the source of this 1269-nucleotide messenger RNA. NCBI's taxonomy places the organism in Eukaryota, Dinophyceae, Suessiales, Symbiodiniaceae. The record is from the annotation of a GenBank genome assembly.